UCUUCUUAACCGACGUGCGCUCGCAUGGGCAGUCCUGGUUGCGUCUCCUCCACACGCUAGCGAGUAGCUAUACAACGUACCUUUCCCUUCCUCUUGCUCCUCCUCGUCGUCGUCUUGCUCGUCCUGCCUGAUCAAUCUUUCUCGCUCUUAUCUCCUCUCAUCUCUCAAUCUCUCUCAGAUAAUUAAACCAAGUGUGCAGAUAGAUAUAUAGCUGCUGCUGCAUGUGUAGGGAUUGCCUCUGACAUAUUACUAUUCCUUGCAUGCGAAAGAGAGACUAGCUCUUGUCACUCUCCUCUGCCCUUCUUCCUUCGAUUCAAGAAGGCACAGUAGUGUGUAUAUAUAUACAGGCAUACAUACCGUUCUUGCCGCCUCUAGUUUGGGUGUGAUUGAAUGACAAAGGAGAUGGCCGAUGAUGUCGAGUACCAUGAGGAGUUUGUGACGAAUCCGAGGGGGUUGCGGCUCUUCACAUGCGGCUGGCUUCCUGCUUCUUCCUCCCCCAAGGCGCUCAUCUUCCUUUGCCAUGGCUACGGCAUGGAGGUCAGUGGCUUCAUGAAAGCAUGUGGGGUCGAGCUGGCCACGGCGGGUUACGGCGUGUUCGGCAUCGAUUAUGAGGGGCAUGGCAAGUCCAUGGGUGCCAGAUGCUACAUCCAGAAGUUCGAGCAUCUUGUCGAUGACUGCGACAGAUUCUUCAAAUCAAUAUGUGAGCUGGAGGAGUACAGAGACAAGAGCCGGUUCCUGUACGGGGAGUCGAUGGGCGGCGCGGUUGCGCUGCUGCUGCACCGCAAGGACCCAACCUUCUGGGACGGCGCCGUCCUCGUCGCGCCGAUGUGCAAGAUAUCGGAGAAGGUGAAGCCGCAUCCGUUGGUGGUGACGCUCCUGACGCAGGUGGAGGAGAUCAUCCCCAAGUGGAAGAUCGUCCCCACCAAGGACGUCAUCGACUCUGCCUUCAAAGACCCCAUCAAGCGCGAAAAGAUCAGGAAGAACAAGCUGAUCUACCAGGACAAGCCCAGGCUGAAGACGGCGCUGGAGCUGCUGCGAACCAGCAUCAGCGUCGAGCAAAGCUUGUCACAGGUGAGCAUGCCGUUCUUCAUCCUGCACGGCGAGGCCGACAAGGUGACGGACCCGGAGGUGAGCCGUGCGCUGUACGAGCGCGCCGCCAGCGCCGACAAGACCAUCAAGCUCUACCCGGGGAUGUGGCACGGCCUCACCGCCGGCGAGCCGGACCACAACGUCCACCUCGUCUUCUCCGACAUCGUCGCCUGGCUCGACCGCCGCAGCCACCGCCAGGACAGGGCGAGCAUUACCCCGCCGGCGGCCUGCACCGACAGCGCCGCCGCCGCUGCGGCGGACAGCCCAGUGUCGCCUGAGCCGCCGCGGCAAGGCGCCGCCGGCGGCUUCCUCUGCGGCCUAACCGGCCGAGCAAAUCCCCAGCAAUGUAGGAUGUAAAAUAUAGAAAGAGGGGAAAAAAAAAGAACUCCCUUGAUAUACAAAAUGAAAGGAAUGCAGAUGUUGUGAUGCAAACAGUGUCAUGAACAAGUUCAGAGAAAUUUUUAGUUUCAUCAGAACAGUUUCUGUUUGUUUCAGUUUGAACAUGCACCAGCUGCCUGCCUAGAGCGAGCAGCCUGGCAAAAUACAAAUUUCUGAGAGAACAUGUAAUUUAUACCAUAUAAUGCUAUCAUCUCAACAAAGAA
Messenger RNA from Oryza sativa Japonica Group (Japanese rice), 1691 nucleotides. RefSeq names its product caffeoylshikimate esterase. Gene Ontology annotation, cellular component: membrane. NCBI's taxonomy places the organism in Eukaryota, Viridiplantae, Streptophyta, Magnoliopsida, Poales, Poaceae. Gene Ontology annotation, molecular function: lipase activity. The record is from RefSeq and is a predicted model, not a curated record.